This is a messenger RNA of Euleptes europaea (tarantolino), 609 nucleotides long. RefSeq names its product vomeronasal type-2 receptor 26-like. Gene Ontology annotation, molecular function: G protein-coupled receptor activity. The record is from RefSeq and is a predicted model, not a curated record. Bases 1 to 609 code for a protein of 202 amino acids. Gene Ontology annotation, cellular component: membrane. The transcript has 3 exons. NCBI's taxonomy places the organism in Eukaryota, Metazoa, Chordata, Lepidosauria, Squamata, Sphaerodactylidae. Gene Ontology annotation, biological process: G protein-coupled receptor signaling pathway.
AUGGAGGACAGAACAAGUUUUGUUCUGGGAAUCUUCAUUCAAUACUUAGAAACUCCAAUAGUCAAAGCCAACAAUCGCAACCUCUCCUAUGUUCUCCUCGUCUCCCUUCUGCUUUCAUUUCUCUCCUCUUUUCUCUUCAUUGGUCAGCCCCAGAAGCUGACCUGCCUUCUCCGACAAACGGUCUUCAGCAUCAUCUUCUCCGUUGCCGUCUCUUCUGUGUUGGCCAAGACUGUCACUGUGGUGGUGGCCUUCAUGGCCUCACAGCCAGGCAGCAGGAUGAGGAAAUGGCUGGGGAAGAGCAUGGCCAACUCCAUUGUCUUUUCCUGCUCCGGUGUUCAAGUGGGCAUCUGCACUCUCUGGCUGGGCAUCUCUCCCCCCUUCCCAGAGGCUGACAUGCACUCCCAGCCUGGACAGAUCGUCCUGCAAUGUAACGAAGGGUCUGUCACCAUGUUUUAUGCUGCCCUCGGCUACAUGGGCUUCCUGGCCGCCGUCUCCUUCACGGUGGCUUUCCUAGCCAGGAAGCUGCCUUGGGCCUUCAAUGAAGCCAAGCUGAUCACCUUCAGCAUGUUGGCUUCCGAAGGCAAAGUGCCCCGUCAAUAUGAUAACUGA